Messenger RNA from Caenorhabditis briggsae, 246 nucleotides. The record is from RefSeq and is a predicted model, not a curated record. NCBI's taxonomy places the organism in Eukaryota, Metazoa, Nematoda, Chromadorea, Rhabditida, Rhabditidae. The transcript is spliced from 2 exons. The coding region runs from base 1 to 246 and encodes 81 amino acids. Gene Ontology annotation, molecular function: calcium ion binding.
AUGGCUACCUGGGAACAUGAGCUCCGUGAAAUGUUUUCUCUUCAUGAUAAGGACAUGAGUGGAUUCAUCAGCAAAGAUGAUGUGAUCUGUAUGCUUCUUGGAGCCGAGAAGGAUGAUAAGAAGGACCCAGUGUUCAAGACCAACCUCAAGUUUCUUAUCCAAGUCAUUAAGGAGGCUGACAAGGAUGGAGACUCCAAGAUCACCUUCGAUGAAUUCAAGGAGUACAUCAACAAGGUUACUUCCUAA